CACAAGCCGGGUGAUGCUCCAGAAUGGGAGACAACACAAUUUGGGAGCAGAUCGGAUCCAGCUUCAUUCAGCAUUAUUACCAAUUAUUCGAUAAUGACAGAACUCAACUAGGCACAAUUUACAUCAACGUGUCAUGCCUUACGUGGGAAGGACAACAAUUCCAGGGGAAAGCUGCUAUAGUGGAGAAGCUGUCUAGCCUUCCGUUCCAGAAAAUUCAGCACAGUAUCACAGCGCAGGACCAUCAGCCCACGCCUGAUAGUUGCAUCAUCAGUAUGGUGGUGGACCAGCUCAAGGCUGAUGAAGAUCCCAUCAUGGGGUUCCACCAGAUGUUCCUAUUAAAGAACAUCAACAAUGCUUGGGUUUGUACCAAUGAUAUGUUCAGGCUUGCCCUACACAACUUCGGCUGACCUCCUUCCAGCCGGCACUCACGCUGUUUCCUCCUCCCUCCAAUUUCCAAUAUUAUUCACACUCCUCCAGAU
Suncus etruscus (white-toothed pygmy shrew) is the source of this 479-nucleotide messenger RNA. RefSeq names its product nuclear transport factor 2-like. The transcript has a single exon. Gene Ontology annotation, cellular component: nuclear pore central transport channel. The coding region runs from base 24 to 407 and encodes 127 amino acids. Lineage: Eukaryota; Metazoa; Chordata; Mammalia; Eulipotyphla; Soricidae. The record is from RefSeq and is a predicted model, not a curated record. Gene Ontology annotation, biological process: protein import into nucleus.